Cajanus cajan (pigeon pea) is the source of this 1587-nucleotide messenger RNA. RefSeq names its product tubulin alpha chain. The record is from RefSeq and is a predicted model, not a curated record. Gene Ontology annotation, molecular function: GTP binding; structural constituent of cytoskeleton. Gene Ontology annotation, biological process: microtubule-based process. NCBI's taxonomy places the organism in Eukaryota, Viridiplantae, Streptophyta, Magnoliopsida, Fabales, Fabaceae. Gene Ontology annotation, cellular component: microtubule.
CAAGAACCCUUGGACACUCAGAAUCAAAGGGGAAAAGGCGUCUUCAUAAACGCCUCCCAAACUUUUCAUUCCUUCAAUUCCAUUUCAUUUCUAAGCACCAAAAUGAGAGAGUGCAUUUCAAUCCACAUCGGCCAGGCCGGUAUCCAGGUCGGAAACGCCUGCUGGGAACUCUAUUGUCUCGAACACGGCAUUCAGCCCAAUGGACAGAUGCCCAGUGACAAAACCGUUGGCGGAGGAGAUGACGCCUUCAACACGUUCUUCAGCGAGACGGGCGCCGGAAAGCACGUCCCACGCGCCGUCUUCGUGGAUCUGGAGCCCACCGUGAUUGACGAAGUCCGCACCGGCGCCUACCGCCAGCUCUUCCACCCGGAGCAGCUCAUCAGCGGCAAGGAGGACGCCGCCAACAACUUCGCGCGCGGCCACUACACCAUCGGCAAGGAGAUCGUGGAUCUCUGCCUCGACAGGAUCCGAAAGCUGGCCGACAACUGCACCGGCCUCCAGGGCUUCCUCGUCUUCAACGCCGUGGGCGGCGGCACCGGUUCGGGCUUGGGCUCGCUCCUGCUGGAGCGUCUGUCCGUUGACUACGGGAAAAAGUCAAAGCUGGGGUUCACCGUUUACCCCUCCCCUCAGGUUUCGACCUCCGUGGUAGAACCCUACAACAGCGUCCUUUCAACUCAUUCCCUCCUGGAACACACCGACGUGGCGGUGCUUCUCGACAACGAAGCUAUUUACGACAUUUGCAGACGCUCCCUGGACAUCGAGCGCCCCACUUACACCAACCUCAAUCGCCUCGUUUCUCAGGUGAUUUCAUCCCUUACUGCCUCAUUGAGGUUUGAUGGAGCACUGAACGUUGACGUCACAGAGUUCCAAACCAACUUGGUUCCAUACCCGAGGAUCCAUUUCAUGCUUUCCUCGUACGCCCCUGUCAUCUCUGCUGAGAAAGCGUACCAUGAGCAGCUUUCUGUUGCUGAGAUUACCAACAGCGCCUUUGAACCAUCCUCCAUGAUGGCCAAGUGCGACCCACGGCACGGCAAGUACAUGGCGUGCUGUUUGAUGUAUCGCGGUGAUGUUGUUCCGAAGGAUGUGAAUGCUGCUGUGGCGACCAUUAAGACCAAGAGGACCAUACAGUUUGUGGAUUGGUGCCCCACCGGGUUCAAGUGUGGAAUCAACUAUCAGCCUCCCACUGUGGUUCCCGGAGGGGACCUUGCGAAGGUGCAGAGGGCUGUGUGCAUGAUCUCUAACUCCACCAGUGUCGCUGAUGUCUUCUCUAGGAUUGAUCAUAAGUUUGAUCUCAUGUAUGCCAAGAGGGCUUUCGUGCAUUGGUAUGUGGGUGAGGGUAUGGAAGAGGGUGAGUUCUCAGAGGCUCGUGAGGACCUUGCUGCUCUUGAGAAGGAUUAUGAGGAGGUUGGGGCCGAGUCUGGUGAAACAGAUGAUGUUGAAGGAGAUGAUGAUUAUUAGAUUCUCAUGUGUGUUUGCCUUUUCCCUUUCUUCCGGACUAUGUUUUACGUCUGCUUUUUAAAUGUUGCGUGUUCUUAUCAUUAUCAAUAUAUGUGCUUUCUAUAUAGUACACGAGUUUCUAGCGGCAUA